Habropoda laboriosa is the source of this 1378-nucleotide messenger RNA. RefSeq lists its product as uncharacterized. NCBI's taxonomy places the organism in Eukaryota, Metazoa, Arthropoda, Insecta, Hymenoptera, Apidae. The record is from RefSeq and is a predicted model, not a curated record. The coding region runs from base 512 to 1378 and encodes 288 amino acids. Gene Ontology annotation, molecular function: protein binding. The transcript has 9 exons.
CCAGACAACGUUACGUGUUCGUUAGCAAUCUUCUUAAGGAAUAUCCGUUGCUAGUUCUCUUGUCGUUUUAGUCGUAAAUCGGUGUACGUGGACGCAAAAGCCUUAGCUAAUCGUUAGUGAAGUUUCGAAGUUUGAAUUCUAUCGGCGAUUCGAAUAGAGCCGACGGCGAGAAUGAACUGUGCCGCAACUCAUUAUUAUUGAAAUCUGGAGAAGAGGCGCGAAAAGGAAUUUGAGAGAGAAUAAAAAAGGAGGAUGAGUUUAUGUUUACGGAAACGUGGGUGUUGUUAGUGGGGAAUAUAGGUCGGCAGGUAUGAUGGUAGAAUGAGAUGCAAGAGGAAACGGAAAGAAUGGCACGCGGUAACGACGUUAAUAUCGGCGAAUCGUUUUUUCGGUGAUGAUGGGGCGGCUGCGCCUAUCGUCGACUUUUAAUCGUGCACGCCGCGUCGAGGCUCGCCCGAAGCAUCUCCUUGUAAUCGAGUAGGCCAGCGUCUACCGUACGAAGCCAGCGAAAAUGGUCGAUCUAGGGGGAUACAUUAUCAUAUUGAUCAACCACAAUGACAAGAUCAAACUAUACGGUUCACCGGCUGACAACGCGGACACGUUGGAAGUGGCCGAUGAAAUUUUACAAGUUAACGGUAGUACAUUGGAGAAUGCCAGCCAAUCUGAAGUUAUUCAAUAUAUAUAUCAGUGCAUCGAAUCACGAACGAUAUGUCUGCGAGUGCGGAGAAGGAGCGGGAACAAGAUGGAGCUGGACGGGUUCAACGCUGGUCGGGUGCGGGAAGCUUGGGUCAUCGCCGUCGAAAGGCGCGCAAAGGAACGAUUGCAGCGACUGGCAUCCCACUGGAGGAUUCAGCCGCGCGAUAUUCAAGCGAUUCUGCACCAGCAGAUCAACGAGGCGGUCGCGUCCACGAGCGGCGGGGACAGCGCGGGCAAAAAUGUGACGGGCAACCAAAUUACCGUGACGCUUGCCGACAAGGAACUCAGCACUAAAAAGGACGCGUCUGAGAAACAACAGAGCUGCCACGAGGAGACGAAACUUUUGACACCGGUACAAGGCGGAAGAGUCGGUGAACGACGUGCCAGCAGUCCCUUCCAAAAUGGUCAGACAGAAGUCCUGAUCGGGGAACCGGACGGCGGCCCAAGGUCGCCGCGGGGAUCCACCUCUUCAGCGGUGAACGACGCUAAUUUCCUCAAUCCACCGGAUGAACGUGACGACCAGAAGCCCAUUUGCAGCUUUACAGAUCACUGUAGAGUGUCUGUAAUGGUUGUUGCGAAUGUUUCACAAGAGAAGAAGGAAAUUGGUGGGCGUAGAUUCUCGGUACAUAGUUCUCUGCAGGCUCCGUCUAAUGCAGUUGCAGCUACUUCGGUACUCCGUUAG